UUACAUUUUGUUUUACCUCUAGUGUAGUUCUACUUCCUGAUUUAACAAAGUUUGUGUAGAUCUAGAUCUACGUAAAGUAAAACUUCAAAAUUAAGUGGUAUGGCGAAUAGGUUACCAGCCGUUGUCAUAGACAAUGGCACAGGCUACACAAAGAUGGGGUAUGCUGGGAACACAGAACCUCAGUUCAUUAUCCCAUCAGCCAUUGCCAUCAAAGAGUCAGCCAGUGUUGGUGACCAAUCACAGAAAAGGUUAGGCAAGGGUGUGGAGGAUCUUGAUUUCUUUAUUGGGGAUGAAGCUAUCAACCAACCUUCAUAUGCUACUAAGUGGCCCAUUAGGCAUGGUAUAAUUGAAGACUGGGACCUAAUGGAGAGGUUCUAUGAACAAGCUAUUUUUAAAUACCUCAGGGCAGAGCCCGAAGACCAUUACUUUCUUUUAACAGAGCCGCCUCUGAAUACUCCAGAGAAUCGAGAAUACACUGCUGAAAUAAUGUUUGAGUCUUUCAACAUUCCAGGUCUCUACAUAGCUGUACAGGCUGUCUUAGCACUUGCAGCUUCAUGGACAUCAAGACAGGUUGGUGACCGUACCUUAACAGGAACAGUUAUUGACUCCGGUGAUGGUGUCACCCACGUCAUCCCAGUUGCUGAAGGCUAUGUGAUUGGCAGCUGUAUCAAACAUAUCCCAAUUGCUGGCAGAGACAUCACCUACUUCAUCCAGCAGCUGCUCAGAGAGAGGGAGGUUGGGAUCCCACCAGAGCAGUCCUUGGAGACAGCCAAAGCUAUCAAGGAACGUUACAGCUAUGUGUGCCCAGAUAUUGCAAAAGAGUUUGCUAAAUAUGACGCAGACCCUGCCAAGUGGAUGAAAAAGUUUGAAGGUGUCAACGCAGUCACUAAAAACCCCUUCUCAGUGGAUGUAGGUUAUGAGAGGUUCUUGGGGCCUGAGAUCUUCUUCCACCCAGAGUUCUGCAAUCCAGAUUUUGAGCUUCCCAUUUCCGAAGUAGUUGAUGAUGUUGUCCAGAAUUGCCCCAUUGAUGUCAGGAGAGGGCUGUACAAGAACAUUGUACUCUCUGGUGGGUCAACCAUGUUCCGAGACUUUGGACGUAAGAUCCAGCGUGAUGUAAAGCGUAUUGUGGAUGCCCGUCUGAAAGUUAGUGAAGAUCUCAGCGCAGGACGCAUCAAGCCCAAGCCUAUUGAUGUCAACGUCAUAACCCACCAUAUGCAAAGAUACGCUGUCUGGUUCGGUGGCUCUAUGUUAGCUUCAACACCUGAAUUCUAUCAAGUUUGCCAUACAAAAGCAGAUUACGAUGAGCAUGGCCCAAGCAUAUGUCGCCACAAUCCAGUAUUUGGAAUCAUGGCAUAGGCUUUGUUUUAAAGAAAUGACAGCUGAUCUUCUUAGCUCUGUAUGGACAACCCAAUUGUGUAAAUUAUAUGCUGGCUCGUGUGGAUGUUAUCAUGUAAUGUGUGUAUGACUUGAUUUGUUGCUCUAGGGAACAGCUAUGAGCUUUGCCUUUGUUUCUUAUUACACAUGGUUACACUUAACUUGUUAUUUUAUUUAAUGUAAGCUGCUUUAGAACUCAAGUUUUACUCAUUGUGAAAGCAAUACAAUGAUAGUGCGCAAGUAGUAAACAAGUUAAGGCAGUUCAUUGCCCAAUUAUAUUUCACAAUUUCUGCAGUAAUAUUAAAUAAAGAUGUUGAAUUAAAAAAGUCAGUAUUUUCUUUAUUGAAAGUGAAAUGGGUUGAUACCUAACACGAAGUAGUAAUAAUGAUCAUUUUUAUUACUGCUUUUGUCUCCAAGUUAGACUAACUUCAUUGUCCAAACAAAUAUUGUAUACUUAAUUUAUUCACCUUUUUUUUCUGUUGACUUGUUUACCAAAGCUUGUCUAAAUCUACAAAAAAAACUAAACCCUAUCUAGCCCUCUCCAUAUUUAUGCUAGUAGCUAUAAUUGCCGUAAAAUAUUUGGUAGGUGUAUACAAGCCGUUCUUGAUUGUGCAUUGCCUUAGUAAUUGAAGGGCAUUUAUCAUAUAUGCACGUUUAUAAAGUGUAAUCUUUUCUUUAAAAAUGUUAUAUUAAUAAAAUUCUACCUUAUUAGG
This is a messenger RNA of Physella acuta, 2087 nucleotides long. Its product is annotated as actin-related protein 3. Lineage: Eukaryota; Metazoa; Mollusca; Gastropoda; Physidae. The record is from RefSeq and is a predicted model, not a curated record.